Molecule: messenger RNA, 1612 nt
Organism: Daktulosphaira vitifoliae (grape phylloxera)
Lineage: Eukaryota; Metazoa; Arthropoda; Insecta; Hemiptera; Phylloxeridae
Exons: 3
Coding region: 102-1559 (485 amino acids)
Source: RefSeq, a predicted model, not a curated record
CAUCAACAACUCAUCAAAAAUGAAAAAUAAUAGUAUAUAAAACCGCAAAAUGCCUUCAAAAAAUCAUUCAUUCACUUGUUGCGAGUAUUGAACAACAUACAAUGAAAUUUUUGUGCCUUUUCGCCGGUGCCUUAUUGGCCGCCGCUAUCGUUGAAGCCUACACCCGUGACAUCGAAAACGUUCGCCCAACUGAACAAUGGAACCAACACAACAAUGGUCGUUUGAACUUCAACGACAAGAACUGGUACAACCAAGGACGUAACCAAAAAUACAACGUCGACCACCAAUUCUACGGUGAACACAACAAACAAUACGGUCAAGUAUCCUACGAAAAACACCAACAACAUUCUGGAUUGACCUCUGAUGUAAGCUCCGGAUCAAUUUCUUCUGAAUCCAACUCCCAAGAAGAAUACUUGCAAAUCGCUAGAAACAACCAAAACGACGCUGCCUACAUCGUAGGAAACAUCAGCGCCAAAAAAAUGGUCAGAUUCUACUCCAUCGUCGAAAAAUACAUCAACAGCAACGGUCAAAUCCAAAACCGUUGGUCUAACGAACCCGUCGAAUUACAACAAGUCACCGUACCUUUACCAAACCAUCAAUUCUUGAACAUGAACGAAAACAAAAUCAACGGUCUUCACCAAGGAACCAUCAAGUCCAUAAAACUGAACACUGAAAAUAACUACGUCGAUGUUGACUACCAUUUCGACGACUUGUUGGUUAACGGAAAUCUUAAAACUAACAACGGUCAAAGAGAAAGAUUCCAAGUUAAAAUGUUGAACACCGACGUCACUGUUUCAACUGAAUUGUACAACAAGAACCUCAAGACCGUUGACACCUUCAACGAAAAAUUGGAAAUGAGCAUGGAAAACUCAUCUUUGUUGGAAAGAGAACAAAUCUUGAACGAAAACACUGAAGCCUUGUACUUGCGUUACUGGAAGAGAACCAUAGAAAACCAAAUGGUCGAAAACACAUACAACGGCUUGAUCGGAUGUAUGAGACACGAAGCCCUAAAAGAAAUUUUCUUCCCUAUGGAAUCCACCAAGAACAUGGAAAUCUUCAACAAGAAAUCUGGCCUUAAAGUCACUUUAGCCGAAACCCAAAAUUGGAGAGAUCUCGCCUCUAACAACGCCAACAAAAUAUCAUCUGUAGCCGUUCGCCCAAUCAAAACCGGAAACGGAUUCAGAAUUAAGGCCAAUAUUGUCUUGGCCAAACAACCAUCAUGGGAAAGCGACAUCAAUGUCCAAAAAGGUGAACAACAAACCACCUUCAGAAACGUUCAAUUCCAAGCCAACGAAAUCGUUGCCACAGCUACCAUGGAAGGUAUUAACCAAUUAUUGGGAGGUCGCCAUUUCAACGUUGUUGAUGUCGAUGUCAAAUUUUACGGUCUCAGAUUCGACUUGCCCAACGACCAAACUUUUGCCACUGAACUGGAACAAAACCUUAGACAUAUGAUGGAAAACUACAUGGCUGUUGUCCUUAAAGAACAAUUGAAACAUGAAUACCAAAUCUAUCAACAAGUUCCAGAACAAUACAACCAAUGCGUUAGUUUUAACCAUUAAAGAAUGUCUGUUGUAUUUUGAAAAUAUAAAUAAAUAAUAAUUGUAUUUUAAUA